AUGGAUCGUGGAGAGAUUUUGGGUUUGAGUGUUAACGCCUUAAAGGCAAAAUUGACUGAGUUGGAGUUAGAUACUCAAGGGUUGAAGGACGAUUUAAGAAGAAGACUUUUGGGACAUUAUGGGAUGGACUUUACUCACUUGAACGAGGAGGACGGCGCCUGUGCAGGCGGUUCUCCCGAUGAUGACAAAGACGGUAGAGAUUUCCCCAUGCAUAAAAGCAUGUACACGCUCAAGGAUGUGGAGGGUAGUUUGUCACAGUUUUCGGGCACAAGCACACCUGACGUUAUUCAGUGGCUUAACGAGGUUGAGGAAAUGGGUACUAUAUUAAAGUGGUCGUCGCUUCAAAUGUAUGUCUACGGAAAGCAAUUGUUGGAAGGUGCGGCAAAGACAUUUAUUAAAAGUCAACGUGGUAUCUGUGAUUGGCACUCAUUAAAGGCGACUCUAAAGGAAGAAUUUGGUGAACGUUUCUCAGCAGCGGAAGUAAAUCGACAAAUUCGCAACAGACGCCUUAACAAAAGUGAAUCACUGAUCGAAUAUCUAUAUAGCAUUAUGGAGCUUGGAGCACAAAUCGAUCUGGAUGAAAAAAGUGUGGUAGAGUUCUUCAUAGAGGGAAUCCCUGAUUCCAAAUUUAAUAAGACAGUGUUAUAUCAAGCAGAAACUAUAGGCGAGUUGAAGAAACAGAUAAAAGUGUAUGAGAAAACACGAUCCUUCCCUAAGUCGUCAUACAAAGGGAAAGAUGCAGUGGCCACUGAGAAGAAAGCUGACAACUCUAAAGUCGAUAUAGAUGGAAAGGAAAAAAGGUGUUUCAAAUGUGGAGGAAAAUCCCAUCUCGCGAGGGACUGUCCGGAGAAACAAACUAAAUGUUUCAAGUGCAGAGGUUUUGGCCAUCGUUCGUUCGAAUGUCCUGUUAAGAAAACUGAUAACAAAACUAAAAGCGAAGGUGAUCAGGCAAACAUGGUACGUAAGGGCCCAGGGUUGUUAUUUAAAGAUAUCACAAUUAGAGGUAAAACCUUAUCUGCGUUAUUCGAUACGGGAUGUGAUCUGUGUCUUGUGCGUGUCGAUAUGCUGUUCGUUAUGGGCGAAGUUGAUUUUAUGCCGGAAAGAGUUACAUUGUAUGGUGUUGGUGAUAGCGAAAUUGUCACAAUGGGUCGUUUUGAUGAGGUAGUCCGAAUUGACGAUUUAGAUUUCGAGGUUAGAUUUUAUGUCGUAGGCGAACGUGAUAUAUUACACUCAAUUAUGUUGGGCAAUAGCUUAAUACGCAAGGCAGAAAUAACGAUUACAGAAGGUGAGGUUAUUUUCAAGAAAGCAGCUGAAAGAAAUUUGCUACUCGAAGAAUUUUCAGGCAUAUGUUUAAAUUUGGACGAGUAUAAACCGAGUACCGAAGUUAAUAUUGAUCACUUGAAUAGAUCCUUUAAGACUAAAGUGAUUCAAGCCAUAACUGAAUACAAACCUCAGAUGAAUGUACAAAGCCCAGUGAAGAUGAAUAUUGUUUUAAAAGAUGACUUACCAGUGUAUCAACGUCCCAGACGUUUACCAUUCGCCGAUCAGAAGGUGGUAGACCAACAAGUUUCGGAUUGGUUGACAGACGGUAUAGUGCAGGCCAGUACAUCGGAAUACGCAUCGCCAAUCGUCCUAGUUUCUAAGAAAGACGGUUCAAAACGAUUGUGCUGUGACUACAGGAAGUUAAAUCAAAAAAUAGUUCGUGAUAAUUUCCCCAUGCCACUAAUGGACGAUGUCUUAGAUAAGCUACAGGGUGCGAAUUUCUAUACAACGUUGGAUCUCCGAAAUGGAUUUUUCCAUGUGCCUUUGGAGAAAUCAUCAAGAAAAUAUACCGCAUUCCUGACUCACAAUGGGCAAUAUGAGUUCUUGUUCGUUCCUUUUGGGAUAAGCAAUUCCCCAGCGGUGUUUACUCGAUUUUUAUCGGCAGUUUUUAAAGAUCUCAUACGAAAUGGCACGGCGAUAGUGUAUAUGGACGACAUCAUCAUUCCCUCCAAGGAUAUGAUCGAGGGCCUGGAAAAGUUUAUGGUAGUGUUAGAGCGUGCGGCAUCAAAUGGAUUACAGAUAAAGUGGGAGAAGUGUCAGAUUUUGCAGUCAUCUGUGAAAUUUCUUGGCUAUAUUAUAAAGAAUGGUUCAAUAAAACCUGCGGUGGAGAAGAUAAGGGUGGUUAAAGACUUUCCGAUACCUACCGAUCAGAAGAUGAUGCAGCGAUUCCUAGGGCUAACGUCAUAUUUUAGACGUUACUAA
This is a messenger RNA of Calliphora vicina (urban bluebottle blowfly), 2244 nucleotides long. RefSeq lists its product as uncharacterized. Lineage: Eukaryota; Metazoa; Arthropoda; Insecta; Diptera; Calliphoridae. The record is from RefSeq and is a predicted model, not a curated record. The transcript has a single exon. The coding region runs from base 1 to 2244 and encodes 747 amino acids. Gene Ontology annotation, molecular function: nucleic acid binding; zinc ion binding.